Molecule: messenger RNA, 1817 nt
Organism: Cucurbitaria berberidis CBS 394.84
Lineage: Eukaryota; Fungi; Ascomycota; Dothideomycetes; Pleosporales; Cucurbitariaceae
Exons: 4
Coding region: 246-1817 (523 amino acids)
Source: RefSeq, a predicted model, not a curated record
CUAAAGUUGGUCGCACGCACCACACACCACCAUUUCAACCCAAGGAGCCUUGCUUGAGCCAUAUAUUUCUUGCUAUCCUCUUGCUGCCCUGUCGCUAGAUCGCCACAAAACCACUCACUGUCAUCGUGUGUCAGUUCUCAUCCUGCUAUCCUUCCAUUUCUUCGGCCAAAUAUCCGGCAGCCCCGCAUCAAGCCUUGUUACAUCAACAAAAAACAACGUCACGACCAGCCCUUUACCCCUCAGUCAUGUAUCGCUCUUCGACUGGCGCUUUGGACCACUAUGACGAACCACCUCGUGGGGGUGAGCGGUGGGAUCGUGACAGAUUCGAGCGCAUGAGAAGAGGAGGAGGAGGAGGAGGAGGAGGGGGAGGGGGAAGCGGCGGCGGAAGCAAUGCUGGUGGCAGCCGUGCUGGCGGUCGUGACGACUACGAACACUUCCGCUUCCAGGAGCACGAUCGCUUCCCCGGAGGCCAUCGGGACGUCGACAUCCACGAAGACCGUCAACGCCAAGGCCCGCGCGUCAUGGAGAGGGAGCGCUUCCACGAAGAUGAGCGCUUUGAGCGUCCUUCGCGUGGCCGCGCCGACCUUUUCCACGAGCCUACGCCAUCCGAGGUAGCCAACCAGGCACUUGCCCCUUACCGUCGCAAGUCGAUUAUAGACAAGGACAUCAACAUUGGUAUCGAUAUCAACGAAAGGCGCCGACCCGCUCGACCGGGGUUCAUCCGACGACAAUCGUCCCUUGAUACGUUCGACCGCCGCCCUGUGCCACGAUACGGAGAGGUCGAGAGGUACGAAAAGCGCGAAUAUCGACCACCUGCCAAUGUUCCCAUUCCACUUCCAAUCCGUGAACGCCGCAGAUCACCCCCUCGUCGCUUCCAUGAGGAGGAAGAGGAUUACGAAGAUGUUAGGUUUGACGACCGCGGAGGACGGGGCAGGGAACGAGAAAAUUAUCGUGAAGUCGAGGUCUCCAGAGAGAAGAGCAGGGUUCGCAGGAGUAAGAGCGUAGCAAAGUCAACUCGCAGCUCCUCCAUUUCCAGCUUCGAGGAGAUUCAGCCCUCGCGAGCUACUUGGGGCAAGAAGGGCAAGACGAGACUUCCAAAGCGCCUGGUCAAGAAACAAGCUGUCAUCGACCUCGGCUACCCAUAUGAAGAAGAGGACGACUUCAUCAUCGUAACUCGGGCGCUCGAGAAAGAGCAUAUCGACGAGGUCAUCAAAAUUAGUGAGAGCUACAAAGAAGAAAAAAUGACCUAUGUGUACGAGGAGAAAGGCCAUGAUAGUCCUCCCCCUCCUCCUCCUGCGUCUAUUGCACCUUUACCACCUCCACCUCAGGAGCAUUUUCACCCUCCUCCUCCCUCUGUAAUGCACGCCCCACCACCACCGCCUCCUGCUCAGUACGCUGCACCACCGCCUGCCCAGUACGCACCACCGCCGCCUGCUCAGUAUGCUCAACCUCCACCCUCACAUUAUGCUCCUUCGCACUACGCACAAUCAGAGCGCGCUCCCUCGCCAUCUAUCCACGAACAUGAGCGCUUUGUUGAAAUUGAGCGCUCAAAUGCCAUUCACGGACCUGCGACUUCCUUCCUUCCUGAGAACCGACAGCUAGUUCGCAGGCGCUCGGAGCGCGAUAUUCGCGAGGAGAUUCGCUCACUCGAGGACGAGCGCCGAAUGCUCAAGUAUGAGCGCGACGAACGCGACUAUGAGUUUGUUGAAGCACGACCCCCGCGCAGGGAGGUGGUCCGCGUCGAUAAGGAUCGAAAGGGACGACGGGACCGGCCGAAUCCGAAGCUUGUGGCUGCUAUGAUGUCGACUUUGAGCUGA